AUACACGGAAAAGCUAAAUGUUGAGGAGCUACAGGACGUUUUUGCAGUCUACGAGUUUGCCAAUUUGUACAACAUGGACGUCGUCAAGAGGCAAUGCAACAAGCUGUUUAUGGUCAAGAUGAACAAUGACAAUGUUUGGGAUUUGCUAACUUUCAUGGAGAAGCAGCCGCCGGAUGUGGAUUUGGAGCGCUGUUUGAGCUUGUGUCUUUCCACGAGCGACAUUGGUUUUCUGAAUACGCCCAAGUUCCUCGACUGCAGCCUCAAAGUGCUGGAAUUCAUCUUGGGCCAGGAGGAGCUGCCUGUCGCUGAAGUGCAUUUGGCUGAAUCCGUGAUUCGUUGGGCCAAACACAAGGAGCCGGAACUGACUCCGGAAAAGUCGAUAGAGCUUCUUGGCCCGUGCUUGGGGAAAAUCCGCUUUUUGUGCCUGACUCCGGCCGAGUUCACCGAAGUCGUCGCCCUCAGCGGAUUGCUGCUCCAAGAGGACUGUUUCUCCAUUCUGAUCAACAUCAUUUCUUCUGGAAACAAAGCGAUGCCUCUACCAGAUUACAUUUGCAAAUUGGCCACUCCCAGGAUGAGCCUGGAAUAUAUGGAACUUGAGACAGAUUCGUCCACGCCUUCCUCGGAGGAACAGCGAGAAAGUUCAACGUCUCCUCCAAAAAAAGUGGAGCCCAGUGCAGCAGCUGCUGUGGAGACAAAUCCAACAAAAACAAAUGAGGUCGAGAAUAAGAAGGCUCCUUCGACGUCUACGAAGCCUGAUUUUUUGCUUGUUUGCCGUGAUGCUGAUCCCAAUCAUGAACCCAAAAUGUUAUCAAUUAGUAAAGAUCCAGGAGAGAUUAAAGUCAACAUCGAAGUGUCAAAAGCAGUAGGUAUCAAAGGAGUUAGGAUCACGUCCCAAUCGACUCCAGAUAAGUGCGAGCCUGGCAAUUACCAGGAGGCCAUGUUUGUCAGACUGCUGAAAGUCACCGACAAAAAGAAGUCGCAGUGUGCCUAUAUGGCCUACACUCAAAAUGCUCCAAAUGGACAAAACAAACAUUUUGAUGUGAUGUUCAAGAAACCCUUUUGGUUGGAAGCAAGAAAGGUGUACAUAUUGGAGGUGGUUUUGCGCAAGUCAGGAAAUUACAUGCUUUACACUCGACCGAGUUCGGUUUCUGUCGACGAUUGCCACGUCAAGUUUAAGGUGAAUGAAUCUAAAAAAAGCACACAUGGCGCUGACCCAAUUGAAGCCAUAUUUUUCAAAAUCAAGGAGCGCACAUAGACUGAAAAAAAAACUAAAAUUUCGUGUUUGUUUCUCAUCGCUUUUGUUUAACAAAGCAAUUAUUUUUUUCCAUCAUGUCAAAGAGAGGAUGUGAUAAAUUAAGAGGACCGUAUUCUAAAAUUAAUAAUUAGAUCACCCAACUAACUCUUGGCUCGUGUCAUCUGAUUUCAAUGAAAUUUGUUACUUGUGUUGCCCUAUUAGUGAUCCUUUGUUGAAACCUAAAUUUAAGGGCAAAAUCUCCGAAAUCGCCUAUUUUAUAGGGGCUCAAAGUUUGAGUUUUUUUUUCGUGUGAUUAAUGACAGCUGUGAAACUUUUGGUACAAAUUAAAACUUGAAAGGUCUGGGUUUGGAACUCACCUCCAGCCUUCAGAAAGAGCUUUUGAGCCUAAUUUAAACGCUCGCCUUCUGUAGUUCCACCAGAAACCCAAAUCUGAACUCGUUGCCGAUGUAUCUUUUGCGCCAUUUGUUCGUUUUUCAAAUAUUUUACACUAUUUCUGAAAUUUCUGUGAUCGCUGGAAACGUUCAAUAUUAAUGCUCAAAGAAAUACAUGUUUUUGAUUUGUUGUAUGGUAGCAAAUUUGUAACAUUCUUGUCAUGAAGAAAAUGCUGAAUAAAAUUAAAUCGA
This is a messenger RNA of Cloeon dipterum, 1878 nucleotides long. RefSeq lists its product as uncharacterized. The transcript is spliced from 2 exons. Lineage: Eukaryota; Metazoa; Arthropoda; Insecta; Ephemeroptera; Baetidae. Gene Ontology annotation, cellular component: cytosol. Gene Ontology annotation, biological process: neurogenesis. The record is from RefSeq and is a predicted model, not a curated record. The coding region runs from base 74 to 1255 and encodes 393 amino acids.